Molecule: messenger RNA, 462 nt
Organism: Lathyrus sativus (Indian pea)
Lineage: Eukaryota; Viridiplantae; Streptophyta; Magnoliopsida; Fabales; Fabaceae
Source: the annotation of a GenBank genome assembly
AUGUUUAUUCUUUCUCAAAAACUCAAGCUUCUCAAAGGUAAACUUAAAGCUUGGAAUAAGGAUGGUUUUGGCAAUGUGCAUGAUAUGUUAAACAAAGCUUUUGCUAAUUUGAGGGCAGUCCUUUCUCAAAUUCAACUUGAAGGUCAGAAUGAUGAUCUGUUUGCUAAAGAAAAAAAGGCACAACUGGACUUGGAAACUGCUUUGAGUUGGAAGAAUUGUUUUGGCAAGAGAAAUCAAAAUUCAGACGACAUAAUGAAGGAGACAGGAACGCUGCUUUCUUCCAUAGGAUUUCCAAAAUUAGAAACUGCACUAAAGUUAUAUCUUCUAUCCGUCAUGAGGAGGACUUCUUCACUAACCCUGAGGAAAUUUCCAACAUUUUUGCUAGUCACUUUGAGAACCUGUUCAACACUAACAACAAUUGCACUAAAAAUGGUCUGGUGGAGAAGGUGGUUCCUAAGCUAG